GUGUCAGUGCCAAGUUGGGGAGAGUUUCAGUCCUUUAGUGUAUCGCUUAUGUGGUGGUCAUAGAGAUGUAUAUGUGUUGAAAUUUGGAGAGUUUUUGACUGCUCUGAGUUGUUUCGACUGAUUUGGUGGUGUUCGUGAACUUUUUUGACUGUGUUUGGUGAUGUUGCUUGGAACGAUGCCCGAUAAAGGAGUUUCAGGUGGACUUUUGGUGCCCACUGUGAAAUCUAGGGCCACCGAUUUUUCCAUCGCCGCUAUCAUGUCUAGGGGAUCGGAGUCCGCUGAAGAAGAGAGGAGUGAACACCCUGAUGGCUCACCCCCUCGUCUCAGUUCCCCGGAGAUCGAGGACGCCCUCGAAGACGACGACGUAGAGGUCGACGUCGAAGAAUGCUCAGAUUCCGAAACGUCGCGAUCGGUCAAGCCGAAGUUACUUCGGCAAUCUCCGGACGCGUUAUCCGAGUGCGGUUCCGAGCCCGCCGAUCUGGACCGGGAAUCGCCGGACCUGAUGCCGGAAAAACCGCUUUCCACGAAGAACAAGAUCUUCUGCAACUGCGACGAGCUGCUGAACGUCGAAUGCCAUCUGGAGACCAAGGACCUGUGGGAUAAGUUUCACGACCUCGGCACCGAGAUGAUCAUCACCAAGACUGGAAGGAGGAUGUUUCCAACUUUGAGAGUGUCCUUUACGGGUAUCAGGCCCGACCAAAGGUACGCGGUGCUUCUGGACAUUGUUCCAGUGGACAACAAACGGUACAGAUACGCGUAUCAUAGAUCUUCCUGGCUGGUGGCCGGAAAGGCAGAUCCUCCAGCUCCUUGCAGGAUAUACGCACAUCCUGACUCUCCCUACACCGGUGAACAGUUGAGAAAACAAGUGGUUUCGUUCGAGAAAGUUAAACUGACCAAUAACGAAAUGGACAAGAAUGGACAAAUCGUAUUGAACUCGAUGCAUAGAUACCAACCGAGAAUACACAUAGUCAAGUGGAGGGAACAUUCUGGACCAAUCACAGACCUUGAACAGGAACAGUACAGGACCUACAUCUUCCCAGAAACGGUUUUCACCGCUGUUACGGCAUAUCAGAAUCAGCUCAUCACCAAGCUGAAGAUCGACUCUAACCCCUUCGCCAAAGGUUUCAGAGACUCAUCCAGACUGACAGAUUUCGAGAGAGAGCCAAUCGACUGUUUCAUGGACCAGCACUUCCUCCGUUCUUCCCUUCGUCUAUACUCCAACGACCAUAUGGAUGCUGAGAACAACAACGCGAACAUCUUCUCCGCGGCAAUGAUGGAGAAGGCUAGAGCCCAAAUACAGAUGUGGGGGAGAACAGGUGGGACCCCCUACGGCCCGACAGAUCUUCACGCUCUUCUCUUGAGCAGCGCACCAAGUCAGCAAGUUUACCUAAGUCAAAGGUCGUCUGUUAACUUGGGUCUGCAGGCGCAACUUUGGGGCCAGGGUGGUCCUGCUUGGCAGUCUCCCCUUCACGGUGGUCUUCCUCCGGGCCUCUUAGGCCCCCCUCCGCCACACAGGCCUCAAUUGACACCACCCCCUUCCUCAACCCCAAGUUCUUCCGGUUCACCAAGUCCCACUUCGUUGAAUUCGCCAUCGGAUUUGAGGCUGCCCAAAGCUAUGUUCCCAGGUCUUCACCGUUUUAGUCCGUAUGCUUCCCCUUUACCCAGACCUAAUCCUUCUUCAGUCAGUCCACAGUCAAGAAGUAAUCACUGAUGAACGUGGUUUGAUCUCCAGAAUACGUCAACCAAAGAGUCUUCAGUGGAAGACAGGCUAUGUGUUAAAUAUGUAAAUAAACAUAGUUAAUUUAUUACUGUAAAAUAUAGACGCUCUAUAGGAAUAGCAGGUUAUUAUGUGUAUAUUGUUGUGUAUCUAUAUUUUGUACAAGAAUUAUAAUCAGUAUUAUUGUAAAUAGGUUGGUGUAUAUUAAUUCGAGUACUUAGUGGAGUUCCAGGAGAACUUGUCAUAUGUUCCUUCAUCUCUGUAAAAUCUUCUGUACUAAAGCGUUGUGCAAUAUUCUUUUUAUAUCCCGGUCAUAGAGAUUGUAAAAAUAUUUGUCAUUUUAAUACUAUCCUAGUUCUUCAUGAAUUAUGAGUUGGUAAUUUUUAUCUUGAACCAUAUGUUGAUAGAUAUUGUUGUUGUAUAAAUUAAGUGGAAAUCGAAUGAAUAAAAUAUUAUUAAAAUCA
Messenger RNA from Coccinella septempunctata (seven-spotted ladybird), 2181 nucleotides. RefSeq names its product T-box transcription factor TBX20-like. Gene Ontology annotation, molecular function: RNA polymerase II cis-regulatory region sequence-specific DNA binding; DNA-binding transcription factor activity, RNA polymerase II-specific. Gene Ontology annotation, cellular component: nucleus. Gene Ontology annotation, biological process: cell fate specification; positive regulation of DNA-templated transcription; heart development. The transcript has 5 exons. The record is from RefSeq and is a predicted model, not a curated record. Bases 161 to 1711 code for a protein of 516 amino acids. Lineage: Eukaryota; Metazoa; Arthropoda; Insecta; Coleoptera; Coccinellidae.